AGCAGCUAUGGAAUAAAUUACUGCGUGACAGGACAAGUACCAGGCUUUAUAGAAACAUGUUAUGGACAAUAUUCUUACUUCUUAAUGGACUGCUGAUAUUAGUUCUCCUUUACUCCACUCGCAGACGACAAAACAAUGAGCCACCUCUGGACAACGGUCUCAUUCCAUGGUUGGGGCACGCUCUUCAGUUUGGAAAAGAUGCUGCCAAGUUUUUGGCCUGGAUGAAAGAAAGACAUGGGGAUAUCUUCACAGUCCGUGUUGCUGGUCAUUAUGUGACAGUGCUGUUGGACCCACACUCUUUCGAUGCCGUGAUGAAUGACACAGUCUCCUUGAGCUUCACCCGCAUCAGAAACCAGCUGAUAAACAGAAUCUUCAGUCUGCAGCUGCCAAGUGUCAAACCCACAGCAGAGAGGAAGUGGAUGGAAGGGCAUUUUCAAGGUGUCAGUCUCUCUGAGCUCAGCAGCUCCAUGAACAUUCACCUUCAGAACAUCCUGUUGAAUGACCAGAACAGCUGCAGCCCUUCACAGUGGAGACAGGAUGGACUCUUCAGCCUUUGUUACAGCCUGCUCUUCAGGGCUGGAUAUCACACAUUGUUUGAGAGUAGAGAUGACGCCACUGCAGUCUACAAAGAGUUCCGCAAGUUUGACGAUCUUCUUGCCAAACUGGCCCGUUGUUCACUUAAGCGCGGGGAAAGCAAAAUAGCCAACUUAUCCCGGGAGCGACUUUGGGACCUGCUGUCCCCCAGCUGGCUGAGCGGAGAGUCGAACUCCUGGCAGCAGAGCUACUACCGCUUCCUGCAGGAGGAAGGAGUAGAUGCAGAAAUGCAGAAAAAAGCUUUACUCUUGCAGCUGUGGACCACACAGUGCAAUGCUGGACCUGCUGCCUUUUGGCUCCUUGGCUUUCUGCUCACUCACACUGAGGCCAUGGAGGCUGUUAAAUCAGAGAUCAGAGGCCUCACUCUCCGGGACACUUCCCUACAGCGUCGCCCCAUCAACCUGCUGAAAGCUCACAGCACACCUGUGCUUGAUAGCGUCCUGAACGAGACCUUACGGCUCACCGCUGCGGUGAUGAUCAACAGAGAGGUGGUGCAGGACAAAAUCCUGCGCAUGGACAAUGGACGGGAAUACCACCUCAGACGAGGGGACAGAGUGUGUUUGUUCCCCUUCCUCAGCCCUCAAAUGGACCCACAGAUACACCCAGAACCACAGAAUUUCAAGUAUGAUCGCUUCCUAAAUGAAGACAUGACAGUGAAGGAUAAAUUCUACAAAGAUGGAAAAAGGCUUAAGUAUUACACCAUGCCCUGGGGUGCAGGGAGAAACAUCUGCGUUGGGAAAGAGUUUGCUGUUUCAGCCAUCAAACAAUUUGUGUUCUUGCUCUUGACCCAUCUUGAUCUGGAGAUGUGUGACCCGGAGGCUAAAUUGCCACCAGUUAAUCCCAGUCGCUAUGGCUUUGGGAUGCUCCAGCCAGACGGAGAUCUGCAGAUCCGAUACAGACUGAAGAGUUCACAGCGAGAACUGUGACAGGCUAAUUUGAUUAAAUGUAAAUAACUGUAGAAUUGUUGAUUGAUAAAGCUUUUUGUAAUAUGAACUGUAGGGCUAUUUAUACUAUAUUUUGUAGUGAGUGCAUCUAUAUAUCAUAUUUAACUUGGUUGUUAAUAUUUUCAAUAAAAAGAAAAAAAACCU
Messenger RNA from Plectropomus leopardus (leopard coralgrouper), 1682 nucleotides. It is a transcript of the gene ptgis, whose product is annotated as prostaglandin I2 (prostacyclin) synthase. The record is from RefSeq and is a predicted model, not a curated record. Gene Ontology annotation, molecular function: monooxygenase activity; oxidoreductase activity, acting on paired donors, with incorporation or reduction of molecular oxygen; iron ion binding. Lineage: Eukaryota; Metazoa; Chordata; Actinopteri; Perciformes; Serranidae. Gene Ontology annotation, biological process: prostaglandin biosynthetic process.